Molecule: messenger RNA, 1080 nt
Organism: Suillus subalutaceus
Lineage: Eukaryota; Fungi; Basidiomycota; Agaricomycetes; Boletales; Suillaceae
Exons: 1
Coding region: 1-1080 (359 amino acids)
Source: RefSeq, a predicted model, not a curated record
AUGGAUGGUAUUCACACUCUUCAGCAGCAACUCGUCGAGCAGAAGAACAAGAUCGUCGAAUCCAUUUAUUUGCACAAGAGGCUCGUAUCGCCUCUUUGGCGCUUGCCAACUGAAAUCCUGUCUCAAAUAUUUUACCACUGUCUCCCGCAAAUCACAGAACCCCAUCAAUUCCAGGCCCCAUCAAAGCUAACUGCACCUAUGCUGUUGACCAGAAUAUGUCGACGGUGGAGGGAGGUUGCUGUGGGCAUGCCAAACUUGUGGUGUGUGCUGUCUGUGGAAGUUGACGACAGAAAUUGGCAGCAGGUAGCCUUCUGCUACGACUCUUGGCUCAAACGAACACGAGAACGACCACUCUCGUUAAAAAUCCACUUCCACGCAGUUGAUCACUCGACCAAGCUACGACGCCUUCUUCAGCCUUACAUCAAUCAAAUUUCAUCUCUCUCUGUUGAAUUUUACCAUCGCAAAACACCUGCACUUAAUAUGUUCAGAGAACUCCUAGCACUCGAGGAGAUUUUUGUGUAUGAGGAUAUCUCUGGUCGUGAUAUGCCAGCUAGUAUUCCACGCUCUACCUCGUCGCAACUGCCGUCCACUAUGUGCAGUCUCUAUGUGAUAGGGUGGUUACUCAACCUCGACGACUUGUCCUCUUGCAAUCCCGUAUGGGCCCAUCUGACAACGCUCGGGAUCGCAGUACGGACAGAAAAAGCUGUCCCCCACUUGCUCCAGCUAGCUCCCAACCUAUCAUCGUUAAUGAUUUGCAUAUUAUUCGUUGACAGCGAACCGUUAAUGCCAUUCACACACCCAAACCUCCAAACCUUGACCAUUUUUUAUAAAUGUUAUGAUGUCCCAGAGCCCAAAUUCUGCGACCUGCUCAAUACUCUCUCACUCCCCACUCUACACGUACUUAUUGUUUACAAUGUACCACAGUGGCCUCACGAGGAGUUCAAGGCAUUCUUGGCACAGUUAGGGUCUCCACUGGAGAGUCUGAUCAUCAGAGGUAGUGUGAUGAUAGAUGAGCAGCGAGCGGAAUACGUUGCCCUUGUUCCUUCAUUCCAAUAUGUAUUGCCGUGGCAGCCAUGUUGA